Molecule: messenger RNA, 1000 nt
Organism: Seminavis robusta
Lineage: Eukaryota; Bacillariophyta; Bacillariophyceae; Naviculales; Naviculaceae
Source: the annotation of a GenBank genome assembly
UAUGGUGUGCAUAUAUUUUAAUCUUCAUAGUUUAGCUUCCACGAAGUCUGGGCCAAUUGUCGGUAACAGUACGUAAGCUACGAUGGCGGGUUUGCAAAGAAUCCUACAAAGAGCUCUUUCAGGGCUGCUUCUUCGUACCGGUACAAGAGGUUCUCCAUGGCCAACUUUGAUCACGGCUGCGGCCAGCUUUUUCCUCGGCAAAGAGGUCCUUCGCGACGACCAUGCGCAUGGCAAAAAAUGGAACGUUCUGAAUGUUCCAAACGCCAUCCUUGGACUGGGAGGCACCGCUGCCGCUGGUGGACUAUUUCGCGGUCAAGAAAAGCUCGAGACAGCACUAGCCAAUGUGUCCACCGCCAAAGACCUCUUAUCUGCCAAGGAAUUGGAGUUGAUGCAGGCAAAACAAGCUCUGGUUGAAACACAAUCCAGUGUCCGAGAGCUACAAGAGCACCUUGAGAACCAGAAAGCAAGUUUCCUUGCCAUGUUGAUUAUCUUGACCAUUUGCGUGAUUGGGAUGGCCGUUGCUUGUUUGUGUCAGAAGUUGCAUUACAACCAGCGUCGCCACAAGAUGGCUGCUGAUCACAGCUUGGAGCGUGAACGGGCAAUGAAAGAGAGAAUUCGGCAGCAGGCAGCCGCGAUGGAGGAACACAAAGCAUCAUUGCACAAGUCCCACGAAGAGCGACGAUUUCAACAACAAAUGGAAAGUAUGCGUGGAAUCCCUCCAGGUCAUCAACCGCUUAUCUUCACCAUUCCUCCAGGAGUCAUGCCUCCUCCAGUUGUCCCCGCAUUUUGCGAUAGCACUAAUAGGUCACAAUCCAGCGAGCGUUCACGUGGCUGAGCCCUUUGAAACUAUGGUACAGUAUCACGCGACUUUGUGUGUGGCCCAUAAGCAGCUCUCCGGAUACCGUGUGCUAGCAGCCUACCGGUGCUACUGGUAGGCAGUAGCUAUGCAUAGCUAGCUAGUAGAACUGUUGCUAAACUAAGAAGGUGAAAUAAAUUUAAU